Molecule: messenger RNA, 730 nt
Organism: Aspergillus versicolor CBS 583.65
Lineage: Eukaryota; Fungi; Ascomycota; Eurotiomycetes; Eurotiales; Aspergillaceae
Exons: 1
Coding region: 141-350 (69 amino acids)
Biological process (GO): GPI anchor biosynthetic process
Cellular component (GO): endoplasmic reticulum membrane
Molecular function (GO): mannose-ethanolamine phosphotransferase activity
Source: RefSeq, a predicted model, not a curated record
CGACACUAUUUCCCCAUUAUUAAACCCUACCAAAUGACUAUUUUACUUCACCAUUGCUACAUAUCACCCUCUUUAGCUGGGCUUAACUCGAACACAGAAUACAUCAACGCUCUAGUAACGGCAGUGCCCGUAGUAACUUCAUGUCAGCCGGUGAGGCGGCGAAGCAUAGAGAAAAGGCUACCGCAAAGGAGAACUACAGAAGUCUCAUCCUUUCAGAUAUAACAGUCUGUCUGUUCUUCCUAUUCCUGCUGCACUCUGCCUUUUUCAGUACCGAAAACAUCGUCUUGGUCUCCUCGUUCUCGCUGGACGCCGUCUACCAGCUACUUCCAAUCUUCGAUCCCUUCAACUAGGCGGUCCUUCUCACAUUCAAGACCCUGGGGCCUUUCGCCCUGGUUUCUGCUAACAUUGAAUUUCUGACCAAGUGACUGAAUCUUCAAGGUGAGAGUCUAUCCAUGGCAUGGUUGUCGUGGGCAUCGGUGACUCCACGACUCUGCGCUUAUUCUGGGCAGUCGAGGAUUAGCAUGUUUAUUAUUGUUUCUGCGUUAUGUGCUUUUGUUGCCAGGUUAGAAGUUCUGAUAGAGGUGCUUGUUAGAGGUGUGGAAUUUCAAGACGAUAUGUAGAGUAAAGGGAAAUCACUAGGUGUAAUGAAGGACCUCUAAAUAGGCGGACGGUUACUAUAUAGAAAAGAGCUUCGAAAGGUGGUUAACCCUUGGCUCUGCAUUGACGGCGG